CAUUACCUUUAAUCUCCACUGCUCAACAAUGGGUUAAUCAGAUAAUGUGUAAUGAUAUUUCUAAAAGCCUCAAAUAAUAUGGUUGGUUUCGCAAGAAACACAAUUGUUCAGCUUUACAAAAUGAGGUGGAUGGGUUACGGUUUUGAAAAAAAUGUUACUAGUUUAUUAAGCACUCUUAAAGUGUCGAUGGUAGGACUAUAUGCAUGUGAAAUCUAUUUUAUUUUUAAGCAUUUAGUAGGUGGGCUCUCUCCAGGAUUAUGAAGCAAUAUAUUUGUUUUGAGCUUCAACUAGUACUAGGGUUCUACCUUAUAAUCAGAAGAUCAUGCACACUUUUUUCAGCACUAACAUGCCAGGACUUUGCCAUUAAAUGUGCUUAUUUGAAAUUUUCAGUUUACAUUUUUCGAUACAUAUUAUACUUUGAUGCAUUUCAAGUAGGUCUCUACACUUUGGGUAAAAGCUGGGUGGUAUUGCUCAUUUUUUAGACAUUAUUAGAUACUUGGUAAUGUGUAGUUUAUACAGAUAUAAGUAUUCUUAUAUAUACUUGGUUAACGUGGUUUUUUCCUCACUUGGUUAAUCACUCUCUAUAAGCUAAUUCGUGGUUGGUAACCCAUAUAGUUCAGACUAAUUUUUCCAUUACUUGUAUAUAACCAACCACAAACUUGGGUUGUGGUUGGUUAUAUAAUGGUUCAGCCUAUGAGAGGAACCAAGAAUUUACAAGGUGGGCGUGCUGGCAAUCGCGCAGCAGCUCGUGGUAGAGGAACAGAAACUCUGCUUCGAACACACAUGCUAAGAGACGAGAGAAUUUCAUUUUCGGAUGCGGAGACUGAAGGACCGAGUGAGAUCCCUGAGGAGGUGAGAAUUCCAGCUAAUGAGGCAUCAUUGUCUAACAUUGAUGUCCCUGCAGCUCCACCCGAGAAAAAACGUGGACGGGGACCGGCUAGAAGCACAGAAUUUGAUCGCAUUCGCAAAUUUGGCAAAAUAGCAGUAGAAAUUAAGGAUGGCCAAAGAGGAGUAUCAUGUCAGAAUGCGACAAUGUUUUCAACACGCGUGACCUGGAUUGUGAAAAUUUAUGCAGACAUGCGACAUGCAAGUUGGAGUCGCGUUGAUAAACAGAACAAGGAUGAGCUAACGGAUCGUGUCCGAGCUGAUUUUGUAUUGGAUUGGACCAAAAGCAACCAUCGAGAGACAGUGGCAAUGGCACUUGCUCAAAAAUAUAAUGAUUAUCACUACCUACUGCACGGCAAGUACAUGGAGUAUGAUACACAUGAAGCUGCAAUUUCUGGAGGGACAAAGUUGGUGGACAAGGCUGUUUGGCAAUGUUUGUGUGAGAGAUGGGGGAGUGAAGACUUUAAGAACCUAUCUGCACGGAACAAACAAAAUAGGUCCAAUCAAAGGAUAAAUCACACGGGUGGCAGGAAGUCUUUUGUUAGGCUAAUGGAGGAAAAGCGGGAACAAGCUCCGAAUUAUGUUGCUUUUUACAAAGAGGUGCAUUGGUCUAGAAAAAAGGGGAGAUUUGUCACUGAAGCUGCUGAGCAAAAUUACAAUAUGAUGGUGGAGCUGUUGAAUGAGAUGCCACCAGAAGAUGCGGGGGAUGAUAAUGCAAAUGCAAAUGCUGUGUUCAAGGAGGUUUUGGGAUCUCGAUCGGGCUAUGUUAGAGGGUUAGGCCACUUAGUUAUACCUGAACCAUCUGAAUCAUUGUUGUCCAAUAGGGAGUUUAUACGACUUAGGGAGGAGAAUGAGAAGAACAAGGCUGAGGCGGAGGGCUUCAAGAGGAAACUUGAGACGUUUAUGGUUGAUGUCUCAAAAAUGCAAGCUUGUUUUGAAGAAUUUGACAGGCUGAAUAGCCGUGUUACAGAAUUGGAGUCACAGAGGGAGUCUCAACGGGAGACUCCGGGAGAUGCAUAGCCUUCCUCCAAUAAUGGGGAUGUGGGGAGUUUUUUUGAUCAUGUUGAACUUUUUUGAAGUUGUUGGAGUAGAAGUAAAAUAUGGGUGCAUCCUUUUGUUUAAAAUUGAUUUUGGGUGUUUUGUGGGGACUUGGUUGGAAGUGGUGAAUUAUGCCAAGACAAAGAAUUAAGUAAAGAGCAUGUAUCCUUUUGAUAGUAGGCCCAUGGAAAUAUAGUAUUUACAAAGGCAUCCUGCAUGGGUUAGCAUGGUACAGCUAUCUGUUAUAGGGACUAAAGAUCCCACAAGGUAGAAUUGCAGUGCCUGAGCAGAACAAAGAACCAAGAAUCCAAGCCUCCAUGCAUGCAGUUUAGGAAGAAGAUCUUCAUGUAAGGAUAUAGAAUGAACAUCCCAAAACUUCAUGUAUGAGAUGCACGAUAAGGCUUUAAGUUUAAACAUCAGAAUGUUAUUUUGUGUAGCCCGCACCACUGCAUGUUUUAUGUAAAUAUGUGCAUGCUGGUGAAAUGCAAUGAAACGAUGUACCAUUUUAAUAUAUGCAUGUACGCUAAGCUAGCUCCCCUUUCUGUUCUUA
Juglans regia (Persian walnut) is the source of this 2473-nucleotide messenger RNA. RefSeq lists its product as uncharacterized. Lineage: Eukaryota; Viridiplantae; Streptophyta; Magnoliopsida; Fagales; Juglandaceae. Bases 682 to 1905 code for a protein of 407 amino acids. The record is from RefSeq and is a predicted model, not a curated record. The transcript has 7 exons.